This is a messenger RNA of Syngnathus acus (greater pipefish), 523 nucleotides long. RefSeq names its product oviduct-specific glycoprotein-like. NCBI's taxonomy places the organism in Eukaryota, Metazoa, Chordata, Actinopteri, Syngnathiformes, Syngnathidae. The record is from RefSeq and is a predicted model, not a curated record. The transcript is spliced from 5 exons. The coding region runs from base 191 to 508 and encodes 105 amino acids.
GCAAAAACAGUCGUUUGCUCCACCCUGUCAGCAACUAAAUAAAUUUGCCACCAUCUCCAACUCAAACGUCACUUCUCCACGGAGAGACACACGCAGCUUUCCUCUAGCACAUAGUAAGGCCUAUCCGCCGCUGGAAUUUGACCGAUUCUCCUCGUUUGGACCGAGCGCUUUUUGUCUUUCCGGCAACAAGAUGCAGAAGCUCAUUCUUCUGGCAGGUCUAUUGGCAGUCAGCGCUCACUUGGUUUCAGGUGCUGCACAAAAGAGACUGGUGUGCGUCUAUCAGGAAACCUCGGCUCGAGUUGACCAGAACCCCUUUCACAUUGAGACUGACAUUGAUGCACACCUGUGCACGCACCUCAUCUUUAGCUCCGUCAAGCCUACGAACUUUAUCGUAAGCUUGGAUCGGUUGGACAAAAAAGUUCAAGCCUUCAACAAGCUAAAGAUCAGCAAUACCGAGCUUAAAACCUUUCUUGAAGUCAAUCUGACCAUGGCCGACAGCGCGAUGUAAGUCACAAAACAAAUG